AUGAAGUUCACUUCAAUCUCCACUCUCGUCCUGGCCGCCGCCUCAACGACAAUGGCCGUACCCCGCCGAAUCCGCGAUCUAAAGCCUCUCGAACUUGCAAAUAUCAGCGCAAGCAUUCCGUUUACGACAAUGCCUACGACCACCAUCUUCGGAUUUUCUCUGAAGGACCCGAACACCAACAUUGAAACCAAGUGCUCUUCUUACUGGUCAGCUGGUCAAGCCGGAAGCAAGUCCUACAACUGCACUGAUAAGUCAUAUCAACUCAAGCUCUUUAAUGGAAUCUACAACAUUGAGGAAUUUGACUUUGGUGUUGCUCGGGCUGAUGGCUCCCCGAGUGGACGGUCGACUUUGAAGGGUGAGUCGUGGAAGUGUACAAAGGGAGAUCAGGAGCCUUUGGAGAAUUGUCACUGGGAUGGGAUUUUCCAUCUUGAUAUUGCUAAAUAG
Molecule: messenger RNA, 444 nt
Organism: Penicillium antarcticum
Lineage: Eukaryota; Fungi; Ascomycota; Eurotiomycetes; Eurotiales; Aspergillaceae
Exons: 2
Coding region: 1-444 (147 amino acids)
Source: RefSeq, a predicted model, not a curated record